Phyllopteryx taeniolatus (common seadragon) is the source of this 7747-nucleotide messenger RNA. Its product is annotated as mucin-5B-like. Bases 18 to 7700 code for a protein of 2560 amino acids. Gene Ontology annotation, molecular function: protein binding. The transcript is spliced from 47 exons. Gene Ontology annotation, cellular component: extracellular matrix. Lineage: Eukaryota; Metazoa; Chordata; Actinopteri; Syngnathiformes; Syngnathidae. The record is from RefSeq and is a predicted model, not a curated record.
CGACCGGUCGCAGAGACAUGGAGGCAGGGACUUGGAUCCGGACGGGUUUGCUGCUCUCGCUCGCGCUGCCGAGCGACGUGAACGCCGACGCAGCCAACGCAUCUGCAGGUGCGGUUCCGGCGUGCUCCACGUGGGGACGCUCCCACUGGCGCACGGCCGACGGCGCCACCUUUCGCCUGCCGUCGGCGUGCAACCACCGCCUGGCGGCCGACUGCCGCGGCGCCUACGAGAGCUUCGACGUGCAGAUGCGGCGGCGGGCGGCCGACGGCGACGGCGCCAUCCGGGCCGUCCUGAUGAGGCUGGACCGAGACGUGCUGGAGCUGCGCGCGGACGGCGGCGUGCGCGUCAACGGCAAAAGUGUGCGACUUCCUGCGGCGAAGCCGGGAAUGAUGAUCAAGAAAAUGUCGUCGAGGGUCCUCGUCAGCUCCAAACUGGGAAUACGACUCGUCUGGAACCUCAACGACGCCCUGAGCAUCGAGAUUGACAGAAAAUAUGCAGGUUCGAUUUGCGGACUUUGCGGAAACUUCGACGGAAUCAACGACGAGUUGCUGAAAGACGGCGUGCCGCUUCCUGUCGCCGACUACGCCGACCGGCACAAAGUCGGCGGACCGGCGGAGACGUGCGAGGACGAGGAGCGAGACCGAGACGAGCCCGCCGUCGAUCAAAACUGUGCCGACAAGGAGUUGUGCACGCAGGCGUUGUCGGGCGCAGCGUUCGGCAGCUGUCGGAAUGUAGCGGACACGGACGCCUUCGUCCGAGCGUGCGCGGCCGACGCCUGCCACGCGGCCGCGCACGACGCUUCGCACAUUUUGACAGCCGUCUGUCAAAGCGUGUCCGAGUUCUCACGACACUGCGUCCGCGGCGGAGGUGUGCCGGGAACGUGGAGGAACGCCACCUUUUGCCACCGGGAGUGCACGUCCCGCAUGGCGUUCGCGGAGUGCGCCCCCUCCUGUCCGGACAGCUGCAGCGACCCUCAGGCCAGCCGAACCUGCGACACACGAUGUCACGACGGCUGCAGCUGCCCCCCCGGCACGGUGCUGGACGACAUCGGCGACUCGGGCUGCGUGGCCGUCCACCAAUGUCCUUGCGCGCACAACCGGCAGGUGUACCCGGCCGGACACGCCUACUCGCACGACUGCGGAUCAUGCGUGUGCGAGGACGGCCGCUGGAGGUGCUCGGAGGACGGCGAGUGUCCGGGGAGCUGCUCCGUGGAGGGCGGAGCUCACGUCAACACCUUUGACGGCAAAGUCUACACUUUCCAUGGAGAGUGCACGUACGUGCUAGCCAAGAGUAACGAUUCGUCGUACACGGUCUUGGUGGAUCUGGUCCAAUGUGGCGUUGCGGACGGUAGGACUUGUCUGCGGGCGGUCACUCUGGCCUUGAACGGCAACUCUGUGGUGGUGAAGAUUCAAGCUUCCGGGCAGGUGUACAUCAACAAUAUCCUUUCCCAACUUCCUUUCUUCACACCCGAGCUGAGCGUCUUCCGUCCGUCGUCCUUCUACGUGUUGAUCGGCGCCGGUCCGGGUCUGCGGCUCACGCUGCAGAUUUCUCCCAUCAUGCAACUGUUCCUGUCCGCGCCCGCCUCGCUCAAAGGAAGCACCACAGGCUUGUGCGGCGACUUCAACGACGUGAUGAGCGACGACUUCCGCGUGCCGAGCGGUCUGGUCGAGGGCGCCGCCGCCGCCUUCGCCAGCACGUGGAAGACUCGAGCCGCCUGCCCCGACGUCAGGACGCGCUUCGGACACCCGUGUGCUCACGGCAUUAGCAAGGAGAGCUACGCUCAGUACUGGUGCUCCAAACUGACUGAUCCCAGUUCGGCCUUCGCCGCUUGCCACUCGGUGGUCAGUCCAGACACCUUCAGAGACAACUGCAUGUACGACGCCUGCACGUGUGAGCAAAGCGAGUCGUGCAUGUGCGCCGCCGUGUCCGCCUACGUGUACGCGUGCUCUGCGGCGGGAAUCCAGAUCAGCGGCUGGAGGAGCGACGUCUGUGGCCGCCUGUCCUCGUGCCCGGCGGGCACGGUGUACGACUACAACAUGACCAGCUGCGGCCGCACGUGCCGCUCGCUGAGCGGGCCGGACGGGGCGUGCCGGGCGCGCUUCGUGGCGGUGGACGGAUGCGGCUGCGCCCAAGGAAGCUACAUGGAUGAGAGCGGGCGUUGCGUGGCCGCCGCGCAGUGCCCGUGUUACCUGGACGAUGACAUCAUCCCGCCCGGACAGGCCGUCAACCACCAGGGAGGCACAUGCAUCUGCAGACACGGCGCCCUCAGCUGCUCCGGAGGGGCAAGUGCACCCUCCCACCGGUGCGCGGCCCCCAAAGUCUACUUGAACUGUUCCGCGGCCCCUCUGGGCUCCACGGGCGCCGAAUGUGAGAGGAGCUGCGGCACCGUGGACACCUUGGCGUGUGUGAGUCCACGCACGCACGCACGCACGCACACGCGCGCACAGCUGAAAACAAGGCGAGCCGUUUCCGUGGUUUCCCCCUCCCCCCAGAUCAGCGGCGGCUGUGUCUCGGGCUGCGUGUGUCCCGACGGUCUGGUUUCCGACGGGCUCGGGGGCUGCGUCGACGCCGGCAGAUGCCCGUGCGUCCACAACGGUCACGCCUACCGGCCCGGGCACGUCCUCCGAGUGGACUGCAACACCUGCACGUGCACAGGCAGAAGGUUCACGUGCACGAGCAAGCUGUGCGACGGUGUGUGCGGUAUCUACGGCGGCGGCCAUUACAUCACCUUUGACGACAAGCGGUUCGCCUUCCACGGACAGUGCGAACACACGCUCGUGCAGGACUACUGCGGCCACAACGAGACAACGGGAAGCUUCCGGAUUAUCAGCGAGAACGUUCCGUGCGCAAGCUCACCGACGGCAACCUGCUCCAAGAACAUCAAGAUCUUCAUUCAGGAUGAUGAAGAAUUCCACCUGACGGAGGAAAGGUUCCACGUAAUCCGGAGCCACCGGCUGGUUUUUCCGGCGCAGGUGCGUCAGAUGGGCGUCUACAUGGUGGUCACCAUCAAACCGGGAGUCGUCAUCAUGUGGGACAAGAAGACCUCUGUCUUCAUCAAACUGGCGCCAGACUAUCGAGCUAGGGUGUGCGGCCUGUGCGGCAACUAUGACGGAAACAUCCGCAACGACCUGGCCAAGCGGUCCGGAGACAGGGUUACCGACGUGCUCGAGUUCGGGAACAGUUGGGCGGUGUCUGGGUCCGGCUGCUUCGACGCCGCCCGCCCCGUUCCGGUGCCUGACCCGUGCCGCGCCAACCGAUACCGUGCCGCAUGGGCGCAGAUGCAGUGCAGCGUCAUCAUCGGCGUCACCUUCAACACCUGUCACUUGCGGGUCGAUCCUGGUCCGUACUAUGACGCGUGCGUGCGUGAUUCGUGCGCGUGCGACAGCGGUGGCGACUGCGAAUGUUUGUGCACGGCGGUGGCAGCCUACUCCAAGGCUUGUAAUGAGGCCGGCGCUUGUGUACGAUGGAGAACGCCCAAAUUCUGCCCCAUCUUCUGCGACUACUACAACACCCCUGGAGGCUGCGAGUGGCACUACAAGCCGUGUGGAGCGGACUGCAUGAAGACCUGCAGGAAUCCUUCUGGAAGUUGUUCUCAGCUCAUCAGCGGUCUGGAAGGAUGUUACCCUCAGUGUCCUCCCAGUCGUCCGUACUUCGACGAGGACAGCAUGACUUGCGUGUCGUGGGAUCAAUGUGGUUGCUAUGACAACCAGGGCGCCCAUUACGUCGUGAGCGAGGCGGUUCCUGCGGAUAACUGUCACACUUGCUUGUGUACGGCGUCUGGAAUACAGUGUAUCUACAACGUAAACACCUGUUCGUGCUUCAUCAACGGCAAAACAUACGCUUACGGCGCCACUAUCUACAACACGACGGACGGGCUGGGAAACUGCAUCACAGCAACGUGCGGAACCAACGGGACUGUGAGCCGGAACGUUGAGCUGUGUUUCACAACCGCCAGCCCUGCACCGCAGACAACACCGUUUACCUUCAGCACAGCGGGAAUGACAACGAACGUUGUUACUCUGACACCAUCAAUAACUACAAAGGUAACCACACAAAAAACCACACAGGAAGAAAAAACAACAGUAAAGGGGAAAACUACAGCAGCUUCUUUCACAACCACAAGAGGACCAACCACCAGACCUCAAGAAACAACCACCAGAAAGGGAACAACAGUAAAGACAGACACAACACCACCACCAAGAAACACCACUAGUCCGACAACCACUUCUACCACAGUUGUUGGAGAAACAACUACCUUCGUACCAGCAACCGAAGAAGGAACUACCACCAGAUCUGGAGAAACAACCACCACGGAGGGAACUACAGUAAAGAGUGAGACCACACACAGAGUCACUACUGGUCCAACAACCAUUUCUACCACAUUUGUUGGUGAAACAACAACAGCUACACAAUACACAGGAACAACAUUCCAACCGUCGUUUAGUACCACAACCACCAAAGGUCCAACCACAAUCAAAGGGGAAAGUACCACCAGACGUGCAGAAACGACAACUGGUGAGAGAAAAACUGUACAGAGUGAGACAACAACGCAACCGAAAUUUACAACUGGCUCAACAACCGAGGCAACCACAGUUUUUGGGAAAACUACAAUACCAGGUUUUACAACUAAUGACAACAAAGCAACAACAUCCCAACCGUUUGUCAGCCACACCACUACCAAAGUUCCAACAAAAACAUCAAGUAGAACUAGCACCACCCCUGGAGAGACAACCACCAGAGAGGGAACAACACUGAAUAGUGAGGCUACAACAACACUCAGAUUCUCCACUGUCCUAACAACCAAUGCAACACUUUUUACAACAACAUCCCAACCCUCUAGUAGUACUACCAGAGUAUUCUCAACCACUGAGGGUGUUUUCACUGGAGGGCCACAAACAACUGUUGUGAUUACAAAACCUUCACUUAUAAGCACAACUAUUUUGACUCCAACACCUGUUCUCGGGACAACCGUUAUCAGACCCAUAACACAAACACUUCCCGACACUGUGACUGUGUCCACAAGUGGAACAACCACAACUGGUCAAGCCAGAACAACAGCCUCUACGUCUUCACUUCCGUUUACCACGACAUUGUGUUCCUGCUUUUUCAACGGAACUACAUACCUUCCUGGUGAUUUUGUGUACAAUGUGAGUGACGGUUUAGGUUGGUGUUUUGUUGCGUAUUGCAAUGCAUUUUGUAAAGUGGAGACACGAUUCAGUCUGUGUCCGACGCACGCACCAAGCACCACUGCGGAGUCUACUUCCUCAGAGUCUAGGGCCACCACCACAGCGGCCUCACGUUCAACAACCACCACCUUCCCUUCCACUACCGUCCUCGACUGCUCUCAACUGUUUCCACCCAGAAAGAAUGGAGAGUCCUGGAAAGUGGACAACUGCACCUUGGGUACCUGUGUCAAUGGAGUGGUCACAGAGUCAACGACAGCCUGUCCUACCACGCAACCAUUAAUCUGCACCAACGGAAGGAAAGCCGUCAAGGUCUAUGAUGACAGCAGAUGCUGCUUCCACUAUGAAUGUCAAUGUGUGUGCAGCAUCUGGGGUGAGUCUCACUUCAUGACCUUUGAUGGCAAGUCUUACAGCUUCCACGGGAACUGCUCUUACUACCUGGUCAAGGAGAUCAUAGCAAAGCACGAGCUGACCGUGGUGAUCAACAACCACGACUGCAACCUCCUGGACAGCAGUUUUUGUCCUCAGGCUCUCAACAUCACUUACAAAUCCUACCGAGUGCUGCUAACGCAGAGGAAGACUUCGGGACUUGUCAGCAAUGUGGCGUUCGUGAACCAGAAACAGAUUUUUUCUGACUGGAGUAACUCAGUUCUGCGUCUGACCGGGAGGGAGCUGAUGAUCAUACUGGAGAUCCCAGAAAUCCAGAGCCAGGUGCGCUACAGGGGCUCGUCCUUCAGCAUCCACCUGCCAAACUCCCUGUUUGCCGGAAACACAGAGGGACAGUGUGGGACGUGCGACAACUCCCAGUACAACGACUGCCGCUCCCCCAACGGUCAGGUGGAGAGCUGCUCCGAGUCGGCCGACCGUUGGCUCGUCCCAGGAACGCCCUGUGGCGUCACCCCCACCGGGUCGCCAGUUACCACGGCAACAGCCGGAGCGACCACGUCGGAGCCGUCCGCCUCGCCCACGCAAACUUCCUGCAAACCGGCCAUCUGCGACCUGAUCACCAGCAGCGUGUUUGCGGGGUGCCACGUCCUGGUGCCUCCGGAACCUUUCUUUGCGUCAUGCGUGUUGGACAUCUGCGGCGGCGGCAACCACUCCUGCUCCAGUUUGGAGGCGUACGCCACCCAGUGUUCAAGUGAGGGAAUAUGUGUGGACUGGAGGAACCGCACCGAGGGCCAGUGUGAACUCGUGUGUCCCAGCAACAAAGUCUACAUGGCAUGUGGCCCCCUGGUGGAGCCCACGUGCAAUGACAGGUACAACAGGAGGUUCCAGGUCCAGUCAAACGGCACCAAGGAGGGCUGCUUCUGUCCGCAGGACUCCAUCUUGUUCAACAGUGUUUACGACACGUGCGUCACUUCGUGCGAUUGUGUGGGACCGGAUGGCAAACCCAAACAGGCGGGCGACAUGUGGACAAGCGACUGCAACACGUGCCGUUGUGACGGCGACUCGCUGAGCGUCCUCUGCCAGCCCGUCCGGUGCCCGCCGGCCCUCGGCGACCUCACCUGCGGCCGACCCGGCCAGCAGCUGACCACCGCCGUUGACGGGUGCUGCGCCGUGCAGUCGUGCGAAUGUAACGCCGACUUGUGCCCACCGCCGCUGAGCUGCUCGCCGGGUUUCAGUCUCAAUUUCACAAAUGAGACUUGCUGCCAUGCGUACACCUGCGAGCCCAAAGGUGUGUGUGUCUACAACAUGACGGAGUACAAGCCUGGUGCCAAGAUAAUGACGACGCGAGCGUCUGCCGCACUUUUAAGCGUUUCCAAGCCGCUCGGACAAACAACAGCAGCGCCCCGGUCAGGACCGAAGUUUGCCGCCGCGAACGGGUGUGAAGAGUGUGUCUGCGGAGACGUCGCCGAUCCUCACACGGGACUCAACAGCAUCACCUGCACGCCCGUCACGUGCGACCGCAACUGCUCUCAGGGCUUCCAAUACCAACGUGCGGCAUCGCAAUGUUGUGGCACUUGUGUCCAAACCAGCUGCGUUGCGGUCACUCCCGACAACACGACACACGUCAUAGCGGUGAACAGCACGUUCUUGUGGCCCGGUGACGCCUGCACGACGUUCACGUGCCAACGCGUCAACGGGCACCUGGUUACCAAGGAGACCAAGACCACCUGCCCCCCCUUCGACACACUGUACUGCAAACCAGGCAGCGAGACGACGGACGCUCGCGGCUGCUGUCGACGUUGUGAGCUGCGCGACGUGUGCCAAGUGCGGACGCGAGCGAGCGUCCUGGAGGCGAACGGAUGUCGCAGCAGCGGACCCGUCAACGUCACUUCCUGUGCCGGACGCUGCGGGAGCUCGUCCAUGUACUCUGCGGCCGCCAACGCCAUGACUCGCCAGUGCGAGUGUUGCCGCGAGAGCGCCACCGGCAGGCGGGAGGUGGAACUAACCUGCCCCGACGGAUCCACGCUGCGGCACAGCGCCACCGUGGCGGAAGCGUGUCACUGCACUGCGACGGCCUGCCUGGAGGCGCCGACCUCCAGAGGGUCGCCCGUGAGCCCCCUCGAUGACUGAAGCCUUCGUCCACAUCCAAUCCAAUAAAGAACAUUGAUGCAGCAGGA